AUGGGAAAUUAUUUGAGAAGUAAUAACAAGAUUCCGUCACAAGAUUAUGAGAAGCAUGAGACAGCAAAGGAAUUCGAAACCCUAGAAGCAACAAAAACAGCAAUUGCAUUGCCAUCCAAGUUGAAGCAGGAGAAGAAGUCUGUGAGGUUUAAUUUACAAGAAGAUCAAGAAAUCGGCAGACGUAGAGGAAAUAUUCCUGAUGAUUCGAAUAGUGGUGGGGCUGUGAGGAUUAGUCUGGUGGUGACUCGGGAGGAGUUGAAACAGCUGCUGAAUUAUAAGAAAGAUUCAAACCACUCUUCUUUGGAGGAAUUGAUGAGUGCUCUGAAGUCCAGAGGAACUAGGGUUUCCGAAAUUAAUGGAACGAGUGGGGAUGAUAAAAGCAUAAGCAGUGGUAGUUGCUGGAGGCCAACUUUAGAGAGCAUUCCAGAGGAUCAAUAUUGA
This is a messenger RNA of Pyrus x bretschneideri (Chinese white pear), 441 nucleotides long. RefSeq lists its product as uncharacterized. The record is from RefSeq and is a predicted model, not a curated record. Bases 1 to 441 code for a protein of 146 amino acids. NCBI's taxonomy places the organism in Eukaryota, Viridiplantae, Streptophyta, Magnoliopsida, Rosales, Rosaceae. The transcript has a single exon.